Daphnia pulex (common water flea) is the source of this 1264-nucleotide messenger RNA. RefSeq lists its product as uncharacterized. NCBI's taxonomy places the organism in Eukaryota, Metazoa, Arthropoda, Branchiopoda, Diplostraca, Daphniidae. Gene Ontology annotation, molecular function: structural constituent of chitin-based larval cuticle. The transcript is spliced from 2 exons. The record is from RefSeq and is a predicted model, not a curated record. The coding region runs from base 131 to 895 and encodes 254 amino acids. Gene Ontology annotation, cellular component: chitin-based extracellular matrix.
GAUAUAUGAUCAUCCCUGUUACUAUUUGUAUACGUAAGACAUAUUCCUGCUGUUCUCAUCGCUGCUUUGAGUAGCUGCUGUUAUUCAACCCCAACGAACUAAUACACAAACUUCAAAAGAACUAUAUAAAAUGAAGUCUACGAUCGCCUGUCUGUUGGUGUUGGCUGUUGCCGCCCAAGCUCAAUUCUUCGGAUACGGUGCCGUGUUCGCUGUCUAUCUCGCCGCCUUACCCGUCGCUUAUGGCUACCCUUCUAUCUCUGCCACCCAGUACCACGCCCAGGACGAGCUCGGCCAGGCCAGCUUUGGCUACGCUCACCCCGGACAGGCCGCCAACAACCUCCGUGACGGUUUCGGCAACCAAAUCGGCAGCUACGCUUACAUCAACCCGGAAGGCAAGGAAGUCCGUGUCUCCUACACCGCCGACUCCCGAGGCUUCCGCGUCCAAUCCAACAACUUGCCCGUCGCUCCCGUCGCCAAUUUAGUAGCGCCCGUCCAAGUCCAAGACACACCCGAAGUAGCCGCUGCCAAGGCCGAUCACUCCGCCGCUAUCGCCGCUGCCAAGUCCGGAGUCGCCCCCGUCGCUCCAGUUGCCCCCAUUGUCGCUCUUCCGGCCCCAGUCCAGGACACUCCCGAGGUGGCCGCUGCCAAGGCGAAAUUCGCCAUUAAAUUCGCCGCCGCCAAGGACGCCGCUAUCCCAGCCGUCCGUGCUAAGCGCCAAGCAGUCUAUGGCUACAGAGGUGUUCCAAUCCCUUACCUCGGCUAUGCUGCUGUUUCCCCUUACGCCUACUCAGUUGCCGUUCCGGCUCUGGAGUUGGGGGGCGAUCCCAUCGAAAUUGCUGGGCUUUUCGAAGGUGAUAUUGCUGGCGUCUCGAGUGCGGACAUGGCCGGUCUGUGAAGCCACUUUGACAAAGGUCAUCCACACCCCUGGUCACGCAGUCUCUUAGCGCGUCGACUAAAUUUAUGUUUAAUAGCAUCUUAAACUUUUUUCUAUUCUUUUUCUUAUAUCCUUUAUAAUUCUGCGAAAAAAAUUGUUUACGGAAAUUCGAAAUCAAUUUCUUUUUCGUCACAGAGUAAACAUACGCCGUCUAAUUUAUUAAAAGAGCACAUAUAGAGACUAUAUCAUAUCAAAAGCCAAUUCACUCUACAGCAUACACAGCAGCGUUAAUUAAUUCAAACAAUAUUUCUGGAUGCCUGAUAAUAUAGAGUAACGAUCUUUGUUGUCCUCUAUUAAUAAUGUGUAGACCAAUAAAUGUUUUGAAGUGUC